AUGCCAAUAGAUAUAAAAGAAAUAAUAAAUAAUGUAAACUCUACCAAAGAUAUUAAAAUUGUAAUUGACCAACUUAGGGAUUUAAAACAAUCAAUAUUUCAAUUAAAUUCAGAUAUUAGUAAUAACGAUAAUCAUUUAACGAUAACAUCAAUACUAAAGCUUUUAAUAGAGAAUGUUUUAGACAAUUGGUAUUUCGCAUUCACUGAACCUGACAAACAACUAUUCGAAAGUUUUUUCUUUAUCCCUAAUAUAUUAUUAGAAUCAUUUAUAACAAUAACAACCAUAUUAAACGAAUAUCAAACCAAUAAAAAUAAUAAUAAUGAUAAUAAUCAACAAUUAUAUUCCCAAAAACUAUCAUUUUUGUUUAAUAUAUUGUAUAAAUUUUUAAAUAAUAAUAAUAAUAAUAGCAAUAACAAUGAUAACAAAUAUCUAUCAAAAUUAUUCAUUGAAUUUAUAAAUAGAAAAAUAAAUAAACAAAACCAAGAAUCAAACAAUAACGAAAUUUAUGAAUCUAUAUGGAACCUAAUAGUGAAUUCUAUUUGCUCAGUUCCAGAUAAAUCAAGAUCCAUACAAUAUUAUUAUAAGAAUAAUAGUAGAAUUAGGGGUGGAAUAAAACAAUCACCACUAUCAAAUAUUAAAGAAUCCAUACUAGAAUUUUUUACAACAAAUUCAAUUUAUUUUAAUAAUAUAAUAGAGCAUUUAAUAAUAUCAAUUAAUAAUGUCCUAGAAAACAAUUGCAGUAAUAAUAAAAUUAUAUUAAUUUCAAAUCAAAUUUCAAUACUUUUUACAAAAAUGAUUAAAACUGGUGAUAAAGAUAUAAUUAUAAAUAAGUUUUUUGUAGAGUUGUUCAAAAACACUACUGACAAUAAUAUAAUACUUUUAAAAAGAAAGAUCCAAUGUCAAAUAGUAAUUGGUAUUCAUGGCAGUUGUUUAGAUUCAUUUUUAGAAUCAUUAAUUAAAGCAUUACCAAAUUAUUUAUUAUAUUCAUUAUUAAAGGUUGAAAAAAUAGAAAAGAAGGAUGAAAAAGCAAAAGGUCAAAUGAACUACGACGAAGGGGAAGAAGAAUAUGAAAAAAGAAAAGAAAAUCAAUCAAUUUUAUUUACCAUUUUAAACAAUUUAUUAAAAUCAUGGAAGGAUUCAUAUUUUAUCAGACAUUGCACAAAUGAACAUCACUCCUAUAUAACAAGAUCAAUCAUAUAUUUUAUCGAAAAGGUUAAUGAUCAGGAUAUACUCAAAAUUGAAGAAAAUUCACUAAACAAACUCAAGAGUUUACUAUUAAAUGGGGUAGAUUUACAUUUAAAGAUAACAAUUUCAAAUAUCAAUGUUAGAGGAAUGUUUGUAGCCGAAAUAUUUUCAAAAUUAUUUUACAAUCAAACAAGUGAAGGUCAAUUACAUUUUGAUUAUAGUUUAGAUACACCAGACCAAAAAUGUUUUUCAACCAAUUUUAAACCAGUUUUUAAAGAUAUAAUUAAUAGUAAUAAUAAUAAGGGUAAUAUUAGUAAUAAAGAAAACAGUAAUAAUAAUAAAAUGGAACACUAUAGAGAAUUAUUAGAAAAGGAGUUUAGUAAAUAUGAUGAUCCUGAUAUGGCAAUGGAACCAAAUGAAGAAGACGAAGAAGACGAGAAAGAAGAAAAAGUAUAUAAUAAAAGAACCAAUAAUACUCAAGAAAAAAGAAAAGCUUUUAUUGAAGAGAUUGACGAUGAAGCCGAGAUUGAAGAUAGUGAUGAUGAUUUAGUACCAUACAAUCUAGAAGAUGACGAGUCUGAUUUAAACCCAAAUUUAAAAAAGAAAAUUUAUUUAAGAGAUUGCUUAUUAGAGUUACAAAGUUCAAAACAUACAGCAGAAUCAUGGGAAAACUCAUUAUUUUCAAUUUCUAAAAUUGUAUGGUCAAAUCCAGAUGACUUGGACGAAUUAGCUCAACCAUUAGCAAGUUCAUUGCUCCAUUUAAGUAAUGAGUAUGAUUUGGAUGGAUUUUCACAACAUAGACAUGAAGCAUUAGUAGCAUUGGCAACUCAAUCACCAGCAAUAGUAGUACCAUUUUUAACAAACUCAUUCAAAGAAUCAAAUUUCAGUGUUGGUCAAAGAUUAGAAAUUUUAGAUACAAUCGCCGAAUCAGCAAAAGAGUUGUCAGGUAGUAAUAGUAAAGAACAACAACAAAGCCAACCCCAACAAGAAGAAUUUAUUACUCAACAACCAAAACUUAUUAAUGAAAUUGGUAUAGUUAGAAGAUGGGGUAUAAAAAAAACACCAAGACCAAUUAUUAAAACAAAUAAAUUCUAUAAUUUAGUUUCAAUUUAUUUUUAUCCUUUAUUAGAACGUUAUGAUAAAGUUACACAAUGCUACAGUAUGGAUUUGUUGGGGUAUGAUCACUAUUUAUUAAGUAGGUUAAUCUACACAUUGGGUGUUAUUGUCGAAUGUUCAGGUAAUUCAAUAGACUCGCGUAAAGUUUCAAAAGAGUUGGUUAGCUUUUGUUGGUCACUUCGAAAUCAUCAAGAUACAAAUGUGCGUCGUUCAUUACUGUUUGCUUUGUCCAGGGUAUUCUAUUCAAAAGAGAAUCUAACAAAACAAAUCAUUGAUCAAGAUUAUUCGGAUGAAAUCGAAGACAUAACCUCUUUCCUCUACGAAAUUUCUCAAUCAGACUCUGAUAAAGAUUCAAGAAUGAUGUCAAUGGCGACACUAUCAAAAAUAUUAACUGUUCUAAAAAUAAAUGUUUAA
Messenger RNA from Dictyostelium purpureum, 2715 nucleotides. RefSeq lists its product as uncharacterized. Gene Ontology annotation, biological process: telomere maintenance via telomerase; protein stabilization. The transcript is spliced from 3 exons. Gene Ontology annotation, cellular component: cytosol. Gene Ontology annotation, molecular function: Hsp90 protein binding; telomeric repeat DNA binding. The coding region runs from base 1 to 2715 and encodes 904 amino acids. The record is from RefSeq and is a predicted model, not a curated record. NCBI's taxonomy places the organism in Eukaryota, Evosea, Eumycetozoa, Dictyosteliales, Dictyosteliaceae.